AUGGAGAGAAAAGACCAUGCGCAGGAGGAAUCAAUGGGUCGAGCAAAAUAUACCGCGCUGGACCAUGGAGGGUUAGAAGUUCUGCCGCCGAGCGAGGCACCUGAAGUUGCGCACGACGAACUCUGGCGGAGACAAUUUGCCAAAGACAGGAAGUCCUCUCUGUUGGUCCCUGAAGCGCUGCACGCGAAACCGGCUUAUGGCGAUGAUGGCAAGGAGAUGUCUCGAGACGAGGAGGGGCUUCAGCAUAUCAACAGGCAGGAAUAUGAGGGGAUGCAGUACGAUGGACCGCUCGACCAGGGCUACGGGAUGCAAAAUGGGAAGGCUGUUGGGGUAUCAGAAGAGGAGGUUGAUUCUGGAAGGAGGCGAAGAAGAUACUGGGGGAUGAGCAGACGGAUGCUGAUCAUCCUCAUCGCUGCGAUCGUUCUGAUAGUAGUGGUUGGCGCAGUUCUGGGUGGUGUGCUGGGGACUCUGCUGAACAAGAAGAAGUCAUCUUCAGAUGGCGCCUCGAAUGCUCCUCUCCCAACCAUGCCGAACACAGGCCUAGCCACUACGAUCUCGUCAUCAGACCCUGAAUUACUACUCACCUACUUUCAAGACCCUUCCGGCCGCAUACUGGAGAAUUCCUACAAGUCCUCCACCUGGUCACUCUCCGAACACUCCCAGAUCAAUUCUUCAGUCGUCACCACCGCCGCCACCCCCGGCUCGCCCCUUGCUGCGAUCUCGUAUGACUACGACAAUCAACACUACCGCCAAAUCUUCUUCGUGACCGACACCGGCAACAUCAUGACCACGAACAGCACCGAGAACAUUUCGGACACAUCAACCGCAACAUCCUGGAGCGCAGCACACGUCAUUCACCGCGAUACCGUAGCGCCGAAUAGCAUUGGGCUUGCGGCUUGCGCGAGCGAAGAGCUGAUGAACGGCAUUCGUGUCUUCUACCCCUCCCAGUACGGAUACGUCCAAAUGCUGAGAUACGACUUCGGCGGCAAUGGGAGCUGGUGGGAGACAGACUUCUGGAACAGAGCCGAUACGAGCUCGGGCAUAGCGUGUGCGGUGAAAGAUGAAGGAUCAGGCAGGAAACUCUUGAAUCUGUACACGCGGAUGAAAGGCUCGGGGGUGGUGAAACAGUUCUGGAAUGAUUUCACUGAUGGCGAGUGGGGCUGGAACGAGAAUAAGACUCCAGAGUCCUGGGCAAACAAGACAAUCGCUGUCGGUUCAGACAUCGCCGUUGCUAGUGACGACAGCCAGACCGAGUACGUGUACUAUCAGCUUGAGGAUGGGAAGGUAACUCGCGGGAUCUUGAAUCCGAAUUUUAACCAUUACGACACAUUUGAGAAUUUCGUCACCGCGGCAGUCGGCACGAAGCUCUCCGCGGCGUUCAUAGACGGCGGCAGCAUGCUGCUCUACCAGAACGCAUCGAGCGACUCAACGAUCAUGCUGGAGAACGUGUCGAGGUACGGAGCGGAGAUUGCGAAGAGUCCUGUUCGCUAG
Saxophila tyrrhenica is the source of this 1491-nucleotide messenger RNA. RefSeq lists its product as uncharacterized. The coding region runs from base 1 to 1491 and encodes 496 amino acids. The transcript is spliced from 4 exons. The record is from RefSeq and is a predicted model, not a curated record. Lineage: Eukaryota; Fungi; Ascomycota; Dothideomycetes; Mycosphaerellales; Extremaceae.